CUUUUUUCGCCAGCAACAAAUCAAAUCCAAUCCAAUCCCAUAUCUCUUUGAUGGUGUCAACUAUCCUGCACCACAAGACAACAUACAUACACUAAAUAUUACUACAUUACCUCAUGAAGUGCCAUGAUUACUAAAUUUCUCCCUGCAAAAAAUGAUCAAUAAUGGAGUUUAUGCAGCUUUUAAUUAAUUAGUCGUCGGCAGUACAAUAGGAAAUAAUAUUAUAGAAGAGUGCAGGUCAGUGGAGGAAGAAGACUUGUUCAAGUUUGUGAAUAGUCAGUCUUGCUGCUCCAUGUCAGUAUAAAUAGACCAUGCAAGGAUACCAGCACCCUCACUUCAUGUGUUGGGUGACCUCCACAAGAAAGGUACCAGGGAAGCAGAGAGUAUCUGGUGGCAAUGGGAGAUCAGAACACUGAGCUCUACUUUGUCUUCAUGAACUUUGAUCCAGAGUACGAGAGUCUGCGUGCAGAUCGGUCAAAGGAAGGCGUGGAGGAGCUCGACACUUACCUGAGUCACAAGCAUGACCAGCUACUGGCAAAGCUUCUCCCACCAAACUCCUACAGGAAGAAGUCCUCUCUGGCAAUUGUUGAUGGCUUCUCAGUGGAGAUAACCAAAAAGCAGGCAGCCAUUCUCAGAUCUGCAAAGGAGGUGAGAGUGGUUGAGAAGAACCAAGAGCUUGCUUGACUGCAGGAGAUGCGUCUUCAAGCUUGGAAUGAAUAAUACAGUUGACUGUACCAAAUACUAGUGUAGUAAACUCAGUCCAGAGCUGCCAGGAAAUUUCAUGAGACUCUGUUUUUGAAGUCAGGCUCUAUGUGGUUUUCAUAGUUUGACUUUGGAAAGCUUUUAUUUUGUAUGGAAGCCCAAAAAGUCUAACAUGAUUUAAAUAAAAAAAAAACUCAUCUUGUGGCUAAUGUUUUUGAGACUCAGAUCAGAUUAUCUUUUGGAGCAAAGCUAUUGGGAAUAUGAGAGAUGCUUUGACCACUAGCAGUUUUCUAAUAACAAAAACUGCACAUUACCUAAACAGCAAUACUGUAAUACCUACAGUUGACUCAAGGCAGUUUACUAGUAAUAUCUGUCCUUUGUACAAUCCUCAGGGAACAAGGGAAGUCAUGUACUCAGCCCUUAAACUCAGUGACCAUUAAUAAGCAAAUGUCAGAAGCUGGUGUCCAGUUUACUUGCACUGAACUGGUCAUCAAAUAGCUUAUUCCAUCACUUGAGAGAGUAGAUAACUUGCCCAUCACUCGAGUGUUUGAAUAGGUGAUAUAUGAAUUGCACAAGAAGGUGUACAACUACAGAUGAUGAAGCAUUUGUAGUGGUGCAUUAGUCUCAGAAACAGCAGCAAAUGCUCAGUGGUCAGAUAUCCAGAUAAAAGUAUCUGCAGUGCACACACAUAAGAUGAUCCUUAUGGUUGACCAAUAUGCAUCAUGCUGUAGUUGCUAAUUGUAAACCAACAAUGCUGGCAAUGCAAAGAUGCCAUGAGUACACUUUCCAUAAGUUCAAGCAGAGUUAGCAAGAUAAGCAAGUUUAAUAAUCUCAUCCCUGGAUGUGAUUCUCUGGAAUAAACCAAACCGAAACAGUAGAAGUGCAAACAGCCUUGCCAGUUUCAUCAUUCAUCCACUUGCAACCCAGAGAGAAGAAAGUCAACCACCAGCAAUGAGCUGAUGACACUGGACUAAGUAUUGGGUAGUUCUACUAAUAAAUAACUUGGGAAGAUCAGAUACUUUUAUUGUUUGCCCAGUUUGUCCAUGCAUAGUAGUAAACAGUAGUCACCAAUAAGCUGGGGUCUCCUGGUGUUUGAGAGUCCCCACUGCCCUGAAGGGAGACACAAGUUAAGAGUCCCUUGUAGACUGUGAAAGACAAUGGAGAUACUAUUGAUCUGGAUGACAUGAUCUUACAUGUAAGAUUCCAGGUUUUUGUUCUAGCACAUUCUUCAGUACAAGUUUUUCACCAAUGAAAAUAUGUUGGUUCUCUGACUACAGUUGAUAACAGUAACUUUCUCAUAUAAGAUGAUGAAAGAAAUAUGUGGCAAAAUAAAGUGAAAAAAAGACUAGUGGUUAACUGGUUAUUGCCAAGACAGUGGGAAGCAAACCCUGCUACAUUGGUAUCACAAUCAUUAUGAAUAUAGCUACAUGAACCAGCAGUCUAGAAACAGGAAUGGAUCUGUAUCAGAGACCACUAGGAGCUAAGAGUUGAAUAAGCGUGUGGGGCUAUACAAAUAUGUAUAUCUCUGGACGUGUUAGAUGAAACAUAGUCAUAUCUGUAGCAUGCACAUAGGAUGUGUCAAAAUUUUACUGGGCAUGAAAGUUGAAAUCAUGAUACUACAUUGAAAAUUUUCUUCUAAAGAAAAUUCAUUGGGUUUGUUAAGAAAAUACAAACACCAAGGAUAAGAAGACACAAGAAAAUGAAACAAACAACUGGAAUGAAGUUAGUAGCAUCUCUUUGUUUUCAUCAUAUAGGUGACUAAUAGAUUUUUGAAUACUUAAUUUCAAGUAACUAGAGACAAGCUUUUAUCAUCUACCAAAAUCUCUAGAGAUGUUAUUUCCUUGUGCUUUUAUAAGUUAGAUUUGAUUUGACUUAGAUUAGUUCAAGUACUUAUAUUCAAGCUUUAUUAUCUAAAAGACUGUAGAGAUGCCUUGUCCUUGUGCUUCUACAAGUUUGAUUGUGUUAAGUCUCUCUAAUGAGAACCAGGUAGUUUUGGUGGUUCCGAGUCAAAAUUAAAUUUACACUUGAAUUGCAGCUUAUUUAGAGAAGCAAAUUAGUUCAGACAGAUAUGAAGUGAUCAAAUAUAUGGUUGUAUGCAGAAGAACAUGGCAAGAACCAAUCCUAUUAUUUCACAAUACCACUUAGGUGAACAAAGAACUGCAAGACAAUCAGAAAUAAGUUCAAAACUAAAGACUAAUAUUGCUAUACUUGUUGAGGAUCAAUAUAUAUCAAAAUAAUAAGACUAUGCCAGCGAGAAAAUGUGAAAAUACUCAUGAGUUUGCAAUUUACAUCAUGUAAGUUAUUAUUAGUGCAAGAGAAAACAAGAGGAGCUAUUUAGCAAUGAGUUAUGUUGAGGAGGAUAAACAACCACACCUUUGAUAUUAUCUCAUGUAACUACAAGUCUCAAUUCUGCAUAUUGUCAAAGACUAAAAUAAAACAUUGAUCAUGAUUGUGCUACAUUUAUAAACCUAAAGCUAAUGAAUUACACAAGUAGCAUUUGCAUAUAUUUGCAUUGUACAAACAGACGUGCUUCAAAUGCACAUGCACACUAGAAUGUACUGGCACAAAUACAUCAAAAGCUUUUACUUUAUUAUUGUGCAGAGAGUGUCACCACAAUCUCCAGUAGCAAAUUCUACUGUCUGGAAUGUGGAAAUGCAGUCAAUGUAGCAACCACUAUGGUGGACACAUUACUAAUCUCAACAUGCAGCUCCGUCAUGAUAAAGCCAUUGUCAGAAGCUAUACUCUGCAAGGUCAAAGUUAGAACCUAGUGCCCUGCACGAAAGCAGUGUGGGUUUGCUCAUAAAGAAAUAUUGUCUAGCACAACUGGGUGGAAGGAUAGUUUUCAGACAAAUAAAUAGUCACCACAUGAAUGCACAGAAGAUGUUCGACAAAAACAAAGCAAAUGCAAUUUACAAGUAUUAUGGCAAGUACAUAAAUAUCCUUUUUACCUAGAUUCCCAAAUAUGUAAAACAAGCAGAACGAAACAUUUACAAAAACAGAUGUGAUCAAAAAGUUCAAUAUGAUGUAUGAAACCUUCAUGGCAUCAUAAGAUAAAGGUGAAUUGCUACAACAGACAUACAAGUUCUGCUUCCUUAGUACCACAAUCAUCACUGAUGAGACAUACCAUCAUUAUACAUCUAUCAGCAUGGAAAAAUUACACAAGAAUACUGAAACAAACUAAAAGAAACUCACAUCCGACAGUAACGACAACAACAAAAGGAAAAGAAGAUUGGAAAGUAAUUCAUAAAAAAAUCUAGAAACUAAUUCUCAGAUUUUUGAGAACCUUCUGCCUCCCAUGUAUGUGAGGUGACCCUCAUAACUCAUUUUCCCCAAAAUGCAUACAAGAAAAGAAAACGCAAACUAAUAAAGCCUAAAUAGAUACAUGAAUGCAACAAAAAUUUUAACAAACAAUGUGAAUGUAAAAAAGCACUGAUACCAAAGUUUAGAUCAAAUAAUCAGAGUUUCAAAGUUCACUAGACCAAGCCACUAUAUCCUUGAUAGCACCAUGAAGUUUAUUACCAGCGUCAUCAGCUUUGAAGUCUUAGGUAGCACAACUUCAUAUUUUCUAACUUCAUAUUUUGAAUUAAUUUCUCCUCAAAACUGUAGCUUAAGAUCCACAUUGCGUCAGCAUUUCUCAUGAUGAAACCUUUUCUAAUUUGUUUUGGUUGUUUCUUGUGUUCUGAGAAUGGCAAGUUGAACAAACUGACAAACAUAUUUGAGAAUAAGAGGAAUUACCAGUAGAUGCACAACAGCAGUUAGAAAAAAAUUCGUGAAGCACCAAAAUUAUUCCUCAAUCUCAACUCUAUGCAAAACACCUGCGAGACAAUAGAAUAAAUUAUUAAAUUUGCCUGCGUAUGUCGUAGCAUCCGGACAUAACCCCUUGUCAGACAUAUCGACAAAAACCAUACUUUGCAUCUUCAAUCUUUCUUUUACUGGUAAAACCAGCUUAUGAUACCACAUUUCCCCUGUUUUCCAACUUGAACCCUCGAAGCUUGCACCUUUCCUUCUUUAUCAAGCCCAUCGAAACCAUAAUUACAAGCGAUCGCACUCGGAACCAACCUAAUUCGCAAACGAGUCACGUUAAAAGAACCGUCUUCCGCAUCGUCUGCAAUUGCGUAUGCCCGCCGAUUCGGCCUGCUCUUCCGCGUCUCACGUAGACCGUUGAAUGCAUCAAAGAUCCGUCCUUUCCUUCUGAAGAAUUGGAUUAAUACAUUGCAAGGGAUCACGUGGAGUUCAAUAACCAUAUAUCGUAUGAUCGAACACUUGGUGUGCGACGUCCAAGCGGCCCGACUUGCAGUGGCAAUUCAUCAGAAUUCUGAGGGUCACCGAAUGGAGUAGCGAAAGGAUGCGGCGGCAAAGAAUCAUCGGAUUUGACAGGGUAGAGAGAGAGGAGGAGACCGAAGAAACGGGUCCGUGGGAAAGUUGAGGUUUCCGCGAAGGAAUCAGCGAGGAGGGCAUUGGCACCAUCGACCAUGUCGGAGCCGAAGAGUGACUCGAUUAGGGAUUAGGCGAAAGCGAGGGCAGAGAAUCGAGUGAAGGGUGAGCGGGCGGAAGUCGAGUUAGGGACCUGCAUUGGGCUAAAGGGAAAGCCCAUCGGACCUUUGUCGUAUAGGAUCAACGGAAAGCGGAGGUGCCAGAAAUUUUAUGUGAAAAUAGAAAAUGUAUGAAAAAGAAAUAUUUAGGGAGAAGCCAUAAUUUUCCUAUCUUAUAUCAUCCAAAUCCAAAU
Molecule: messenger RNA, 5425 nt
Organism: Musa acuminata subsp. malaccensis (wild Malaysian banana)
Lineage: Eukaryota; Viridiplantae; Streptophyta; Magnoliopsida; Zingiberales; Musaceae
Source: RefSeq, a predicted model, not a curated record